Chlamydomonas reinhardtii is the source of this 2093-nucleotide messenger RNA. RefSeq lists its product as uncharacterized. Lineage: Eukaryota; Viridiplantae; Chlorophyta; Chlorophyceae; Chlamydomonadales; Chlamydomonadaceae. The transcript is spliced from 10 exons. The record is from RefSeq and is a predicted model, not a curated record. Bases 284 to 1597 code for a protein of 437 amino acids.
GUACAGCGCUGUGCACAACGCUACUGCAUUAUUUGCACUUUCAUUUGUGCCAACUCCUACAGCGCAUAGGUCUUGGACUUGGGCUUGCGGAUCCUCCUUGCUAUCACCUGGACUAAGCCAAUCUUUGUAACUUUCUGUUGAAACACAAAGUUAUUAGAGCAGCGUCCAUCGCACGGUCAUGGGUGACGAUGAGGAGCGAGGGAGAAGUCGUAGCCGGAGUCCAGCAAGAGACGGGAAACACCGCCGGUCUAGGUCUCGCUCGGCGUCCGUGAAAGACUCUCCCAUGAGGUCGCGGUCCCGGUCGAGGUCCCGCAGCCGCAGCGACAGUAGGGACCGAAGCCGGAGCCCCAGCAAGAGCCGCUCGCGCUCCCGCAGCCGCUCCCGCAGCCGCAGUCCCCGGGCCCGCUCUCCAUCCCGCAGCCCUGUCAAGGAGAAGGCCCGGAGCCGCAGCAAGAGCCCCGCCAAGGGCAAGGGCAAGGGUGGCGGCCGCAGCAGCCGCAGCAAGAGCAAGAGCCGGAGUCGCUCUCCGGAUCGGAAGCGCAGCCGCGUGAACGGCGGCAGCAGCCGGCGCAGCCGCAGCCCGGCGCGGCGCGGCCGUCGGACGAGCCGCGACAGGUCGCCGGUGGUGAAGCGCUGGGUCAGCAAAUCCAACUCGCCGACACGGCGGCGCAGCAGGUCACGCGACCGCGCGCUGCGGGACCGGUCGGACAGGGACCGGUCGGACAGGGACCGCCGGGACCGGGAUCGGGAUCGCGAGCGGGAACGUGAGCGCGAGCGGGAGCGCGAACGUGAGCGGGAGCGCGAACGCGAGCGGGAGCGCAGCACACGGGACAAGGACAAGGAGCGCUCAGACCGGGAGCGCUCGGACCGGGACAAAGGCAAAGACAAAGACAGGGAGAAGGACAAGGACAAGGACAAGGAGCGGCGCACGGAGCGGAGCGACCGGGACCGGGAGGGGCGCAGCUCCGGGGCUGCAGCGGUGGCGUCGGGCGAAGAGCACGUGUCCAGCACUGUCAAGGACCUCGUUGAGAAGGCUCUGAUGGAGCUGACUGAGAAGCAGCGCCUGCCCUGCAAUAUCUCCAUCCUCAACGACUACAUGCACCUGCGGGACAGGCACUUCAGCUACAAGCAGUGCGGCUUCGCCAGCUUCACGCUGUUCUGCAAGUGGUUCGAGAAGGAGGGCUGGCUGUCGGUGGACCAGGAGCGCAGCAGCGUGGUCAUCAGCCGGACCAAGUUUGAGGGCAAGGUGUCCCGCCGCGACCGGAGCAGCCCCGAGCGCCGCUCGUCGCGCGAGCGGGCGCGCAAGCGCGAGGCGCGCCGCGUGAAGCGCGCGCGCGGCGGCGUGCGGGAGCGGGAAAAGCGGGAGCGGCGGGAGCGGGGCGGCAGCGGCCGCGAUCGGGGCGACAAGGACGACAAGGAGGAUGGCGAGGACCGCGGGCGGAAACGGUCGCGGUCGCACUCCCGCUCGCGUUCCCGCUCCAGUGCGCGCUCGCUCUCUCGAUCACCGCGCCGCGAGUCGCCGCCGGCCGCGUCCCCGCGGCGCGACUCCCCCAAACCCAGCAAAUCCCCCGCCGGCUCGCCCGGCCGCGACGAUUGAGUCACGGCACACGUCCCGCUCGCCACGGCGUCGCGGCGAGGGAUCGCCCGAUACGGAGCGCUGGCAGCUGGACCCCGCGCCGCCGGUAGUGGUGGUGGCGGCGGCAGCGGCGGCGGAGCCGGCGCCGGCGCGCGUUGAGGAUGGGGAGCGGUGGAAGAUGGGAGACCUGUGAGCAGCUGCGGGGGUUGUGGUGGCACUGGCAUUAGGGCAGAUAACUGGUGUGGCGAUGUGUUUGUGGGUGGAUGGGUGGGUGCGGACCGCUGAUGUCCGCCAGCACGCGGCGGCAAGGGGCAGCGAGUAGGCAGGGUGCCAGGAGAGCCGGGGAGGUGGGCGGCUGCAGCUGGAGGCGACGAACAUGAGAGGGAGGUGCGCAGUGCGGCGUGGAGUUCCGCAAGCUGAGUGGAGGCAACAGGAAGCAGGGUCUUCGCGGCCUCACCAACCAAGGCGUCAGAUCAUGCCAAUGGAUCUGGUCUAGCGUAUGUAAGGUUUGCACGCU